This is a messenger RNA of Centropristis striata (black sea bass), 937 nucleotides long. RefSeq names its product PAXX non-homologous end joining factor (gene paxx). Gene Ontology annotation, molecular function: molecular adaptor activity. The transcript has a single exon. The record is from RefSeq and is a predicted model, not a curated record. Gene Ontology annotation, cellular component: nucleus; site of double-strand break; nonhomologous end joining complex. Bases 123 to 713 code for a protein of 196 amino acids. NCBI's taxonomy places the organism in Eukaryota, Metazoa, Chordata, Actinopteri, Perciformes, Serranidae. Gene Ontology annotation, biological process: double-strand break repair via nonhomologous end joining.
UACGAUGACGUUUUACGCACGCAACGUAGGAUACGGAAGCGGUGACAACAAAGGCAUGAACAAAAGUCGUUAUUUUGCUUCCUCGGUGUUUCUGUAGUUUUCAGUGAACUCUGGGAGAAAACAUGGAUGCGUUCAAAGCGUCCUACUGCACUGUGUUGGAUAAAAAGAGUCAGUCUGAGUUCCUGUGCUACACACGCAGAAAACACGGAGUAUUUAAUGUUUGUCUGACAGAUGCUGCUGAUGUUUGGAGCACAGAGUAUACAGAGGAUUCACUGAACCAGUUCAGACAGAAGUUUGCCUUGAAAUCUACAGAGGAGUACAUCCUGAAGCUCAGGUCGGCCUGUGCUAGCAGGGACGUGUCCGUGGUGGUGCAGGACACCAGUGCACAGCUCCAUGUGAGCUGCAGUCCAGUUGACCUGACUGUGGCUCUUUGCAGGCUGCAGAGCCCUCAGGCCACCCAGGAGCUGAAGGAGCUGCUGUUCAGGAUGGCUGACAGCCUCGCUCAGCCAGGCAGCACAGGAGGAUCCCCCUCUGUCAGCCCGGUGAAGAAUCACCACAGGCGGCCCCUAGACUUUGAGCCUCAGCAGCCACAGACUGGUGGUCCAUCAGUGGCCACGAAGAAACGACUUCCAGGGACAUCGCUCAUCAACCCAGGAACCAAGAGGAAGCAGCAAGCGACCGGCGUGGCCUUCGAUGAUGAAGAUCAGAGCUGAUCUGAUCUGAUCUGAUGCUCUGUGUCCUCACAUUGCUGCUGCACGACCACAGACGAAUGUUCUUUUAACCCACUAUCACAACAUUAUGAACCUUUUUUUUAAAUGACAUGUGUGAUAACAUAUCCUGGACACUCAUUUUAAUGAUAUUUUAAUCUGUCAAUGAAUUAUUGGAUGUUAAUUUGUUCUGGAAAUGAAAUAAAGACUAAGUUUAAGCAACAAAAAAA